AUGACGUCCAGGAGUGAGGUGUGGCUCAUCAGGAGGAUUCAGUUCAGCUGUGCUCCUCAGCAGCCUGGAAGAGAGGAGGAGGAGGGGCAGUGUCCAGUCAAUCACCAGAGCUGGGUGAUCCUGGCUGCUUUUUCCCUCUUCAGGCUGGCAGCCGUGACAUCAGGAAACAAGCGGCUGGAGUUUUCUGUUGUCCUGAUCUUCCUUCUCCAAGAGGAACAUUGUCCUUCUCUUCAGAAGAUUCUAUCAAACCUGUUUUCUGUCACAAACUCAUGCUGCAGCUCAGAAAAUGAGGUCGAAACGUUGACGGCCCACUGGAAUCUGUACAUCAGUCUGGGGUUUUUUUUGGUGGGAAUCAUGGUGGUGCCCCUCCUGGGUUCAUGGAGCGACAUGGCGGGCCGCAGACCCGUCCUCAUCCUCCCUAACAUUGGCCUGGCUCUCCAGGCGGUGGUCUACCUAGUGGUGAUGUACCUCAAGCUGCCCGUGGUCUACUUCCUGGUGGGCAGGCUGCUCAGUGGCCUCUCAGGUGACUUUAACGCCAUCCUGGCUGGCUGUUUUGCAUAUGUGGCAGACAUCAGUGAUAGGAAGUCCCGCACCUUCAGGGUGGCGGUGUUGGAGGCAUCUCUGGGUCUUUCAGGGAUGUUGGCCAGCAUCAUUGGAGGCCAGUGGAGGCGGGCACAAGGCUACAUCAACCCCUUCUGGUUGGUCCUGGCCACCAACGUGGCCUCAGCUCUCUAUACCUUCCUGUUUGUCCAUGAGUCCGUGUACCCAGACCCAAGCGCAAAGCUCCUCACCGCUCGCCACCACAAAGCCGUGUGGCACCUGUACUCCACAGGUGGCAGCAGCAGCGAGGACGGGGGGCGACUUCGGCGCUGUAAGCUGUGGCUCUACACGCUGUGCUUCUUUCUGGUAGUGACAGUUCACUUUGGCAGCAGGGAGCUUUUUGUGCUGUACGAGCUGAGCUCCCCGCUCUGCUGGGGCUCGGCCCUGAUUGGCUACGGGUCUGCAGCGCAGCAUCUGGCCUACUUGAGCAGUCUGCUGGGCCUGAAGGUCAUGCAGCGCUGCCUGAAGGACUCCUGGGUGGCUCUUGUGGGUCUGGCCUCUAACAUAACCGGUCUGGUGGUCUUCUCUGUAGCUGAUACCACUGAGCUCAUGUUCACUGGUUAUGGUCUGUGCUUCCUCUUCAUGGCUGCCACUCCCGUGCUCAGGUCAAAGCUGUCCAAGCUGGUGGGCCCAUCAGAACAAGGUGCCCUGUUUGCCUCCGUCGCCUGCGUGGAGAGCUUAUGUUUCCUGGUGGGCAGCAGCCUCUUUAACUCCCUCUACCCAGCCUCUCUUCACUUCAUGAAGGGCUUCCCCUUCCUUUUUGCUGCCCUCGUUCUCUUCAUCCCUGCUGGAAUAAUCGGGGCGGUGCAGUGUUUCGACCAGAGGAGGAAUCAGAGAGACGCUCCAGUUUCCUGACAUCCCGAUAUCGCUCCGUGACCUCAGCAGAUCCGACAUCAUGUCUGGGAUUCCAGGAGAAACUUUAAUCCUAAUAUAGAAAUGAGGAUUUGUUUUUUGUUUGGUGGUGGAAUUAUUCCAGUAACACCAAAGAAAUAAUGUGCUUAAAUAUCCAACAUUUCCAAUGAUUCAUAUGAGUUUUAUUAGCUGGAAGAUCAGACCCAGAAAAAUAUUGUUGAACAGCCUAAGUUUGGAGAAAUAGAAUUUGUUUGAGACUCUAAUGAACAAGUUAACUGCAGCUCACAGUGAGCCAGGUCCAGAUUAAAUUACUGCUGUCUUUAAACAUCUCUAAUCCUUCAAUAGGCAUAAUGGUUCAUGCUCAUCCUGUUAAAAACCUUUAGCUUCCCUAUUUGUCUGAAUUUACAGUCACUUAGACGGACUACCAAAGAUAUUUACAGCGCGUUCACUCCAAAUUCUGUAUUUCUGCAUGAAUAAUAUAUGAAAUGUUUGUUUGCAAGAAUGUAUUGGAGUUGUUAUAAGGUGGCAGUAUUCUACUUUAAUCCUGUUCUCAUUGUGACUAGCCGUUUGCUUCAAUUUAUCUCUAUUUUUCCAGAUCGAGGUUAUUCUAACGUAUGAUUUAUUCCUAACGUUUUUAAAGAUUCCAACAUCAAAAGAAAAGCACGAUUCUUAGAUGAUAAAAAGAUUUUCUGCAGCAUUUUUAUCCAUUCACAGAAACGCUAACUCACCUGAAACAGGUGUGAUUACUGAUUACAUUUGUAAUCAAAGGAGACCAAAACUUUUUAUGCACAACACAGAUGAUCUCUAUAAUUUUAUGAAUUUUAAAAUAAUGUUUUUUAAUGAUUUUAUAUUUUUUAAAAGUGUUUUCUUGUACAAAACUUUGGCGUUAGCUUUUACAUGGUGUUGGUAGUUUGUUUGACAAUGUGAUCACAUUUUGUUGUGAAAAUGAUGAAAUAAUUGUUUUUCUCUGAUUAAAAGUUGAAUUGUCUGUCUUUAACUCAUUCACUGCCAUUGACAACUAAAGUCGUCAUUUUAGAUCCAACCGUUCACUGCCAGUGACGACUAAAGUCGUCAUUUGCAUUUUUUUACUGUUUGAGCAUCGGAACGAGCCCCCGCGCUGAGAGAACAAACAUCUCAGCCCUGAAGCCGAUCUUCAUCCGCAUACGUCACAGAUCACAU
Nothobranchius furzeri (turquoise killifish) is the source of this 2631-nucleotide messenger RNA. RefSeq names its product proton-coupled folate transporter-like. Gene Ontology annotation, molecular function: transmembrane transporter activity. Gene Ontology annotation, cellular component: plasma membrane. The record is from RefSeq and is a predicted model, not a curated record. Gene Ontology annotation, biological process: transmembrane transport. NCBI's taxonomy places the organism in Eukaryota, Metazoa, Chordata, Actinopteri, Cyprinodontiformes, Nothobranchiidae.